AACAGCCUCAGAUACUUUUCCUUAAGUUCUAAGGUAGGAGCUGUCCCCACCCAAGCUACAGAACCACCCAAUUCUUCAAUUGGAUAAAAGGCAAGCAGCCCCAGAAAAUCUCAUUGGAGCUUAAAGAAACCACCACAGCCCAAGAACUCAAGAAAAUUGAAGAGAGUGGUUGGACCAGGAGCAGAGAGAAUCAUACCAUGAGUGAAACUGACCCCAGUGUACAUACUCAAGCAAUAGAUAAACCUAACCUCAAGAAAAUUCGUGACAUCCAUCAGCAAGUCUUGGUCCUUCAAGACAAGACCCUCAUAGCAGUUCCUGAUGAUGGAGUGGUGCACCCAACCAUACUCACGAGCACACCAUGCCGAGAUAUGUCUCUUGAAAAUGGCAAAGGCAGUCCUAUUUACCUGGGCAUAGUAGACCCUAAACUGUGUCUGUGCUGUGAAGAGAGUGGAGGGCAGCCCACACUGGAGCUGAAGGAGAAGGACAUAAUGGAAUUACAUCAUGCCCUGAAAGCAGAGGAGUCUUUUGUGUUUCACGUCAAUACAAAUGGCAGCAUUUCUACCUUUCAAUCGGCUGCUUUUCCUGGCUGGUUCAUCUCUAGCUCAGCGGAGCAGGGGAAACCCAUCAAGAUGACCAAAGAUGUGGGAAAAGACAAUACAGCUUUCCAUUUUGACCCCAAGGUUUGAGCCUGGCCUGGACCAAGUAGCCUCAGUUCAACAAAAGGCUGUCCUGCUUGCACAGUAUAUCACAUGUUCCAAAAUCCUUUUGUGAUAUUAAUCUUGUGCCUGUGUUGGGAGACGUGAAAUAUGACUAGGAUAUGUUCUUGCCUUCUAGGGGCUUAGCUUUAAUACCACUGAGUUGAAUUAACCUGUAUGUAAUUGUUGCAGUCAUUAAUAUAGAUGUUUUGGGUGACUGAGGCUUUUAGUAUCUCAACUCCUGAACUCCCCAUCCAGCCAUUUCCCCUCACAUUCCCCAAGGGAGCAGCUACCCAUCUGAGUGGUUCCUAAUGACAGGGGGGAAGGCUGACAGCAGACAUGGGUGCCUUGGCCAGGUGGCACUUGGGAAUGUUUGUCUUCUGGAAUUGCUCUGAGGAGGAUGCUUUCCAGACCAGCCCUGUCCCAGUGCAGAAGUUUUGUGGCUGUUUCUCAGACCUAAAGCAUUAGCAUCAAGGACCAUGAAGAAUUUUCUAAAAAAAUAUUAAAGAUGCUGUCCCCAGUGGUCUAUGAAUAUGAA
This is a messenger RNA of Vombatus ursinus (common wombat), 1233 nucleotides long. RefSeq names its product interleukin-36 alpha-like. The record is from RefSeq and is a predicted model, not a curated record. Gene Ontology annotation, biological process: inflammatory response to antigenic stimulus; cytokine-mediated signaling pathway; cellular response to lipopolysaccharide. Lineage: Eukaryota; Metazoa; Chordata; Mammalia; Diprotodontia; Vombatidae. Bases 198 to 686 code for a protein of 162 amino acids. Gene Ontology annotation, molecular function: interleukin-1 receptor binding; cytokine activity. The transcript has 5 exons.